Messenger RNA from Verticillium alfalfae VaMs.102, 2553 nucleotides. RefSeq lists its product as hypothetical. NCBI's taxonomy places the organism in Eukaryota, Fungi, Ascomycota, Sordariomycetes, Glomerellales, Plectosphaerellaceae. The transcript is spliced from 4 exons. Bases 1 to 2553 code for a protein of 850 amino acids. The record is from RefSeq and is a predicted model, not a curated record.
AUGGAAUUCACCAUCUCCAAAUGCGUGGCCGAAGAGCCCUCCAAGUUAUCCACAAAGUCAGCGGGAAGGAAAAGCGCGACUACAACGAACAAGAUUAUCGGACUUUUGCUUAUUCUCUCUGUCUUCGGCGUCGGCCGAAAGAUCCAGACGCAGUACUUCCCGCGAGAGGCUGUAGGGAACAUGGACACCACUUAUAAAGGGUCAUGGGAAACAGCCCUAGACGACUUUGUCACGCCAGAGACUGCUCAAGCUCUUGAAAACGACGUCAAACUUCGGCGAAGCAUUCUCGCCAUGGUCGACUUCACUGCAGACAUGUCCAAUAUUUUGGCGACCCGUUACGCGUCUCCUGAACUGCACGAGGCAACCGAGAUUCUGCAGGCCUACCGUAUAAAAUGCUUCGAAGCGUUCCCGAAUGCGAAGCCGCCGCUAUUGAGAAGCGCCAACUGCCCUCACUCGGCAAUCUAUUCGAUUGCUGCCAAGGUGGCGUCUGAUAACAAGAUGGAAGCCACUGGCUUAAACCCUACCAUUCAGAAUCUCGGCGUUGGCCUUACCUCGAGCUUGCUUGGCGCUGUCAAUGUUUCAUCCCUCGCUUCUGGCAUUGACGUGCAGCCACUCGUCAUGUCACUUGCUCAGGGUCUUGGAAACGGCACUGUUGCUGGCCUAAAUCUCAAUCCCGCAUCACCCAUGUUGAUGGUCAGCAAUGAAACAAGCCUUGCCAAUAUCGCUGGUACCCUUGGCUUCGGCUUGACGCAAUCGGUCACCUCAAAUAUCGACACCAAAGCCAUUAUUGGCUCACUGAACAACCCCAAUAACACGGCCGCCAUCAUGAAAAACCUUCCAGACGCCGCCGCGGGCAUUGGCAGAGGUCUAGGAGAGGGUGCAGCCGUUGGCCUCGGCCUUCAGGCAAGUAUGCCUGUUCCCAUGCGCCAGAUGCCCGACGGCGCAAUCGACAUUCUUGGUGUUUCGCAAACAUUUACUAAGGAGCUGACGGCUAGCUUCUUGCAAAAUGGUACAGCUUCAAAGCUAUCUGGCAUGCUUGGCGGUUCCAUGGGCAUGCAGCCUCCUGCCAACAAUGCUGGUGGCAUCCCCAGUACCAUUUCCAUCAACGGGCAGAAUGUUGAGAUCAGCCGUGUUGCCCAAGGUUUUGCCAGUGGACUACUGCAAGGUGCAGGCGACACCAUCCAAGGCAUGGGAGGCGUUCAAGCCCUGGUCGAUUCUAGCUCCAACACGCAGACAGGAAACGCGCGCAUGGGCGCCAUGCCCCCUACGCAAGUUCAAUUCGACGACGGCAUAGGUGGUGCUGCAGCUGGCCUUGGAGCUGGCAUCGGUGGCCAAGGUGUUUUGCUGGUUUCAAUGCUCAUCACCAACCCUACGGGCACCCCGGCGGUCCCUGCGCCCCCUUCAGCUGUACCAGCGCCUGGGCUUCCAGCUCCAGACAUGCAAGUCCCGGCUGCACCGGCUCCCGGCAAUAUGCCCUCCCUCCCGGCACGUUGGCGCAGGGGCCUCGGGCUAGCCUCCCGACAGGACCCCUCUGUCAAUGUUGACACGUCAAAAGGCUUCAACCUGUCUGUCAUCAUAAAUGCGCAGACUGUUUCAUCAGCGGCUCAGGGGGGCAUCGAUGCCCUGACGUGCCAGGGCGUGGGCGGUGGCCUCGGCAACAUCUUGCUUGGCUUAUUCCGAAGCAAGACCAUCUCGACAGGCUCUCUGAACAACGAUAAUACUACAGAAACAAUCCGGCAGGUGAUUCCUACGGGAAUCAUCAAGAUCAAGAACGAGGGGAACACGUACGCUGUCGAUGGCAGGGUCAUUCGCGAAAGCUUCAGCAAUAACAUACUUGGCGCCGUCAAUGGCAUUGAAAUUAAUGGCAUGAAGCUGGCCGCCUGGAUUGCUUUCAUUGUCAUCCACAUCUUGUUCGCCAUCAUUGCCUUCGUCAAUGUUUUACCCAUCGCGCUCGGCCUCGAGAGCAUGCGUAGUCUGUUGCAUAGAGCCAACCUUCCUCAUAUCCUGCCGAAGAUCCCCAAGUGGAACAAUAUCUUGUGGUUAUUUGUUAUUGCCCCUUCAAUUCUUAUCGUUUUCGUUUUCGGCGUCGUCCUCUAUGGCAACACGCGCCACUUCCGUACCGCUCAUGGAAUCAUCAGUCUUAUUACAACCCUCGUGGGAAUUGCGGCCGUGGCGCUUCACAUUCUUGUCAUGGUCAGAUCGCCGCCUCAGAGCAUCGGCGAACGUCUCCCUCAAGGCCUUCUCAGCCUCCCCAACGUCCGCAACAUUGUCAAUCAAGUUUUCCUUUUUUUAGCCGUGGCCUCCGCCAUGACUGGCUUCGCAGACCUCAGCUCCGUUGCACUUUGCCUGACGCAGAUCAUUCCCUUCGACAUUGCGCUUAGUGUAGGCUUCGGCUUAUCGACGCCAUUUGCUCUAGGGUCCUCCGUCAUCGGUCUUGAAGCGUACCUGACCUUCCGCGAGGCUCGGAUGAAGAAGAAAGCCUUGAAGAAUGGCAGCAAGAACGAGGAAGUUGUUAUUGUGAAGCUUGCCAGUGACGGAUCUGAGAUGAUUUAA